Messenger RNA from Molossus molossus (Pallas's mastiff bat), 1555 nucleotides. It is a transcript of the gene ADA, whose product is annotated as adenosine deaminase. Gene Ontology annotation, molecular function: adenosine deaminase activity. The transcript has 12 exons. Gene Ontology annotation, biological process: adenosine catabolic process; inosine biosynthetic process; negative regulation of adenosine receptor signaling pathway. NCBI's taxonomy places the organism in Eukaryota, Metazoa, Chordata, Mammalia, Chiroptera, Molossidae. Gene Ontology annotation, cellular component: external side of plasma membrane; cytosol. The record is from RefSeq and is a predicted model, not a curated record. The coding region runs from base 111 to 1205 and encodes 364 amino acids.
GCGGGCCGCGGUUACUGCGGGGCCCGGGGGAAACCGACCGGUCUCAAUCAGCCGUAGGCCACCGGGAUUCAGCGGAGGAGGCAGCAGCGCCGGGGCGCGCGCUUGGCACCAUGACCCAGACACCCGCCUUCAACAUGCCCAAAGUAGAACUGCACGUCCACCUGGAUGGAGCCAUCAAGCCCGAAACCAUCUUAUACUAUGGCAGGAAAAGGGGUGUCACCCUCCCUGCUGACACAGUCGAGGGGCUGCAGAACAUCAUUGGCAUGGACAAGCCGCUCACACUCCCAGAAUUCCUGGUCAAGUUCAACUACUACAUGCCUGCCAUCGCGGGCUGCCGGGAGGCCAUCAAAAGGAUUGCCUAUGAGUUCGUUGAGAUGAAGGCCAAGGAGGGCGUGGUGUACGUGGAGGUGCGUUACAGCCCACACCUGCUGGCCAACUCUAAAGUGAAGCCCAUCCCCUGGAACCAGACCGAAGGGGACCUCACCCCAGAUGAGGUGGUGCACCUGGUGAGCCAGGGCCUGCAGGAGGGAGAGCGAGACUUCGGGGUGAAGGUGCGGUCCAUCCUGUGCUGCAUGCGCCACGAGCCCACCUGGUCCCCUGAGGUGGUGGAACUGUGUAAGAAAUACCAAACGCAGACCGUGGUGGCCAUUGAUCUGGCUGGAGAUGAGACCAUCGCAGGAAGCAGCCUCUUCCCUGGACACCUGCAGGCCUAUGAGGAGGCUGUGAAGAGUGGCAUUCACCGCACCGUCCAUGCCGGGGAGGCUGGCUCCGCAGAGGUGGUCAAAGAGGCUGUGGACAGGCUCAAGGCAGAGCGAGUGGGACAUGGCUACCACACCCUGGACGAUGAGGCCCUUUACAAGAGGCUGCGGGAGGAGAACAUGCACUUCGAGGUCUGCCCCUGGUCCAGCUACCUCACGGGCUCCUGGAAGCCGGACACGGUGCACCCGGUGGUUCGAUUCAGAAACGACCAGGCCAACUACUCGAUAAACUCAGAUGACCCGCUCAUCUUCAAGUCCACCCUGGACACGGAUUACCAGAUGAUUAAACAGAAGAUGGGCUUUACUGAAGAGGAGUUUAAGAGACUGAACAUCAAUGCAGCCAAGUCCAGUUUCCUCCCAGAAGAUGAGAAGAGGGAGCUGGUGGAACUGCUCCGUAAAGCCUAUGGGAUGCCACCUUUGGCCUCUGCAGCAGGGCAGCCAAGGUGAUGGCAUCGCAGCCGCCUCUGAGCCCUCGCCUUGUGGAGACUUCACAGCUCAGGGCUUGAAAGACACUGACCUUCACUCCUGCGAAGACAUGACUUCCAGUCAGCUACUGCUGUCCCUGAAGCCCUCCUCCUGCGGUGAUCUAUGCUGGGAAGCUGGUGCUCAAUAAAGAAACCAAUGGCUGGUGACAUGCAGCAUGUGAUGUGUGGUCUUGGGCAGGGUAAGAGGAAGAGGCUUCUGGGGCUCCUAGACUUGGGCAGCUUGCCCAGUGGGCGCUGUGACCGGGAAGCCAAGUCUCCCCAUGCUGGGGUGAGGGGGUCCACGGCUGUCCUUCCUCCAGAAGAAACCGGGUU